Cynoglossus semilaevis (tongue sole) is the source of this 2650-nucleotide messenger RNA. RefSeq names its product exocyst complex component 5 (gene exoc5). The record is from RefSeq and is a predicted model, not a curated record. Gene Ontology annotation, biological process: exocytosis; Golgi to plasma membrane transport. Gene Ontology annotation, cellular component: cytoplasm; exocyst. The coding region runs from base 169 to 2295 and encodes 708 amino acids. The transcript has 18 exons. NCBI's taxonomy places the organism in Eukaryota, Metazoa, Chordata, Actinopteri, Pleuronectiformes, Cynoglossidae.
CCCCACCCAGCUGUUUCAUACCGGAAGCGGCUGUGCUAACCACUGAGCUGUCAACAAAGGGCAAAACUGGAUGAAAAAGGGAAUUAGAUGAGGGAGUCGGCGGAAUUUUCGAUUCCGAGUGUCGUCUCCUAGAUUUUAUUACACUAGACGGUUUGCUCGAUCCUAAAUAUGGCGACAACGGCGCAGCUAUUCGAGGAGCCUUUUGAUGCAGAUGAGUAUAUUGAAAGGUUGGCAUGGAGGACUCCUGGAGGAGGCUCCAAAGGAGGAGCUGAGGCGUUCGACCCAAAGAGACUGUUGGAAGAGUUUGUGAACCACAUCGAGGAGCUGAAGCAACUGGAUGAGAAGAUUCAGCGGCGGGUGGAGAAGCUUGAGCAUCAGUGUCACCGCGAGGCCAAGGAAUUUGCUCACAAAGUGCAAGACUUGCAAAGAAGCAAUCAGGUGGCCUUCCAACAUUUCCAAGAGCUGGAUGAUCACAUCAGUUAUGUGGCAACCAAGGUGUGUCACCUGGGGGACCAGCUGGAGGGGGUGAACACGCCGCGGCAGAGGGCUGUGGAGGCUCAGCGACUUAUGACCUACUUUAACGAGUUCCUGGAUGGAGACUUACGCAGCGAUGUCUUCAAUAACCCAGACAAGAUAAAGGAGGCUGCUGACAUCAUCCAGAAGCUGCACCUCAUCGCCCAGGAGCUGCCCUUCGACAGGUUUGCAGAUGUCAAGGCAAAAAUUGCAAGUAAAUACCACGACCUGGAGCGUCAGCUAAUCCAGGAGUUCACCGCUGCCCAGCGCAGGGGUGAGAUCGGACGAAUGCGAGAAGUUGCAGCCGUUUUAUUACAUUUUAAGGGCUAUGCACAUUGUGUGGACGUUUAUAUCAAACAGUGUCAGGAAGGGGCGUACCUUAGGAAUGAUGUGUUUGAGGACACGGCCGUCCUCUGUCAGAAGGUCAACAAGCAGGUGGGCGAGGUCUUCAGUAGCCCGGAGACAAUCAUGGCCAAACUCAUCCAGAACAUCUUUGAAUAUAAAUUACAGGCUCACAUUAAAGGAAAACUGGACGAAACUCGACACUCGGAUGUUGAGCAGUACCUCAAGAACCUGUAUGAACUGUACACCAGGACUACAGCGUUAGCGACUAAGCUAGCAGAGUUCAACCUGGGGUCAGACAAGCACACUUUUCUGUCUAAGCUGAUAAAGAGCAUCUUCUCCUCCUACCUGGAAAGUUACGUGGAAAUGGAGAGAGAAUACCUUCGUACCCGCGGUGCCAUGAUUCUGCAGCGCUACUACGACUCCAAAAACCACCAGAAACGACCCAUAGGCACCGGCAGCAUUCAAGAUCUGAAGGAGCGAAUCAGACAGAAAACCAACCUCGCCCUCGGUCCAAGCAUCGACACUCACGGGGAGACCUUUCUGUCCCCUGAGCUCGUGGUCAACCUGCUGCAGGAGACCCGACAUGCCUUCGAGCGAUGCCACAGGCUUUCAGAUCCCUCCGACCUGCCCAAGAACGCCUUCUCCAUUUUCCUGCUGCUGGUUGACCAUCUGUGCGUGGAACACAUCGACUACGCUCUGGAGAUUGGUCUGGCAGCUAUUCCCUCCUCUGAUGCCAAGAACGCAAAUCUUUACUUCCUGGAUGUGGUUCAACAGGCCAACUCCAUCUUCCACUUGUUUGACAAACAGUUUAAUGACCAGCUCAUGCCUCUUAUAAGCUCUUCUCCAAAGUUGGCAGAGUGCCUUCACAAGAAGAAAGAGGUGAUAGAACAGAUGGAAGUGAAACUGGACACAGGAAUUGACAGGACACUGAACUGCAUGGUGGGACAAAUGAAGCACAUCUUGGCCACAGAGCAGAGGAAGACUGACUUCAGGCCUGAGGAUGAAAACAACGUCAUGAUCCAAUACACUGCAGCCUGCUCCAAAGUCUGCGCCUAUGUCAGUCGGCAGGUGGAGCACGUGCGGAAGUCCAUGGAUGGGAAGAAUGUGGACACGGUGCUGACGGAGCUGGGCGUGCGUUUCCACAGACUCAUCCACGAGCACCUACAGCAGUACAGCUACAGCUCAAUGGGAGGCAUGCUGGCCAUCUGUGAUGUGGCUGAAUACCGAAAAUGCGCCAAGGACUUCAGGGUCCCUCUGGUGCUGCAGCUCUUCGACACACUCCACGCCCUCUGUAACCUCCUGGUGGUCGCUCCUGACAACCUGAAGCAGGUCUGCUCCGGGGAGCAGCUCACCAACCUGGACCGCAACCUCCUGCACGCCUUCGUCCAGCUCAGAGUGGACUACCGCUCGGCCAGGCUGGGUCGACACUUCAGUUAGUGACGUGUGUCCAACACUCGGCCCCUACACCCCCUACAUCCGUCCAACUCAGCCCAAACCCCCCCCCCCCCCCCCCCCCGCCACCCCCCGCCCCGCUUUUAUGAGAACGAUGCACCUUGUUUGUCUGGCCCCAGCAAACGGACUGAACUGGGAGGACGUCACGGAGACAGAGGUCACUGACGAUGGGAAACGUGCAUUUUAGCAAAUUAUUUCUCCAACUUGAAGACAUUUAAGUAACUGUUGACUUAGAUGAUUUCAUUGUUGUUUUUGUUUUAAUACUAAUCAAUUCAAUCUACAUGGCUGAAAAUCCUGACCUAUAAUAUGUCAAAUGGACUACAGUGAAAUCUGUGCUAAU